Acytostelium subglobosum LB1 is the source of this 1044-nucleotide messenger RNA. RefSeq lists its product as hypothetical. Gene Ontology annotation, molecular function: S-methyl-5-thioribose-1-phosphate isomerase activity. The record is from RefSeq and is a predicted model, not a curated record. The annotation marks the transcript as partial. NCBI's taxonomy places the organism in Eukaryota, Evosea, Eumycetozoa, Acytosteliales, Acytosteliaceae. The transcript has a single exon.
AUGAAUAAGUUUGAAUAUUUAUCAAUCAGAUAUGAUGGUGAUGAUAAGUUGGAAGUACUGGAUCAGAGGAAGUUACCUGAUGUAGAGGAGUGGAUGUUGUCAAAUAGCCCUUCAGACAUGGUAUCAUAUAUUAAACAGUUGUCAGUUAGAGGUGCUCCAUUAAUAGGUGUAGCGGCAUCAGUUGCUCUAUAUCUUCAUGUCAAGAAAGGAGGCGAGAUGACACGCGAACAUAUUAUAGAGACAAGUCAACAACUUAGACAAGCAAGACCAACUGCAGUCAAUCUAAUGAACAACUUGGAUGAGAUGAUGCAGUUGUCAUUGCCAGAGGCUGAGCGUGACUACUCGGUGAAGAGGUUGGCAAGCAUUGCAGAGUCGAUCAUUCAACGCGAGGUCGACAUGUGUCUGAAGAUGUCUCAGUUGGGCGCACAGCUCAUCAAUGACGGCGACAACAUUCUGACACAUUGUAAUACUGGUGCGAUUGCCACUCCGGGCAUGGGCACAGCAUUGGGCAUCAUCCGUGAGGCACAUCGUCAGGGCAAGCGUAUUCACGUUUAUGUCGAUGAGACACGCCCUCUGUUGCAGGGUGGCCGACUAACCACAUACGAGCUGGCGCGCGAGAAGAUACCCUACACGCUGAUCUGUGACAACAUGGCCGCGACAUUGAUGGCAGCUGGCAAGAUUCAACGAGUGUUUGUUGGUGCCGAUCGCAUCGCCCGCAACGGAGACUUUGCCAACAAGAUCGGCACAUACUCUGUGGCCGUCAUUGCCAAGUAUCACAAUGUUCCCUUCCACGGCGUGGCCCCAUGGACCACAGUGGACCUCAGCUGUCUGAGUGGCAAGGACAUCCCAAUCGAAGAGCGUGCAGCUGCAGAGGUGCAGGGCGCCUCUGGUGCCUUUGGCAAUGUGCGCUGGGCGCCUGCCGCCUCGCAGACCUUCAACCCAGCGUUCGAUGUGACGCCCGUCGACCUUGUCACCAGCCACAUCCUGGACACUGGCAUCUACACACAGGAGCAGCUCAAGGACAAUGUUCUUAUGAACUUUAGC